Messenger RNA from Owenia fusiformis, 2054 nucleotides. The record is from the annotation of a GenBank genome assembly. NCBI's taxonomy places the organism in Eukaryota, Metazoa, Annelida, Polychaeta, Sabellida, Oweniidae.
GAUGAAAUACACAUUGAAACCCCUAAUCUUGGGAGCUGAGGUUGAGGGAAUCAAGCUAUCAGAAACCAUACCACACUCCACAGUAGAAUCUCUGAAAGAGGAUGUCACAAAACACAAGUUGCUUGUUUUCAGGGAUCAAGGCAAGUUGACAGCAGAGCGGCAGGUUGAAAUAACAGAAUGGUUCGGAGAACUUGAAACUGUAGGAUUUGAAUGUCAUCCUAAAUGCAGUCAUCCCAAGGUCCUAAGAUUGUCUAAUGAUGCCACAGAGGGGUACAAAGGUUUUGGCAAUAAGGGCUUUCAUAUUGAUGGUUCUUUCCUGGAGAAGCCUAAUUCAUAUUCAAUCUACCACAUAAUAACUCCUAACAGAGGAAAAACAAUAUUUGUCUCUCUGAAUGCAGUCUGGAAAGGCCUGUCUAAGCAGCAGAAACAGAAGUGGAAAGAGUUAUAUGUGGUCAAGAAGUGGGGUCGGGAUAAACAAGGUAACAGGAUGCCCCCUGGAUCAAUUGUUCACCCCCUGGUCUACAGACAUCCACUAACACAUGAAAAGACAUUAUGUGUUCACCUAGGAAAGACAGCUUACUUUAAUUAUCGCUACAAACAACCAGAUGAGAGACUACUGAAUGAAGAAGAAAGUGCAGAAAUAAUUCGGGAGAUAAAGAAGCAGUUUGAUAGAAAUAAUAAAGAGUUGCAGUAUGGACAUGAGUGGCAGCCUGGUGACUUCAUCAUUACAGACAAUUUAGCUCUGGGACAUGUCGCAGAUGAGGCAACCCAGCAAGAUCCAAGUGUGGUUGGGCUGAGGAUAUUACACAGGACAGUUACCAAAGGAACACAUAGACCAGUUUCAUGUGCAAGUUCCACAACAAAAUGUAAACUUUUAUGACCAUCAUCUUAUAAAUAUUGGUGAUACAUUAGUUGUAAUGCAUAUGAACAGUGCACUAGUAAGGAUGACAAUAUGGACCUACAAGUUCCAGCCAGAAAUGUUUUAAACGGGCAAAACAAUGUGAGCUCAAAUGAAUGGAAAUGAUAAUCUAUGAUAGUUUAAAACCAAUUGGACAGUCAGAAUCUUGUAAAAUUUACUUUCUUUGCCACAUUGUAAUUCUUAUAGCAACAAUUUUUAGAAUCUCACUAUUUAUUUUUAAUAAACUAAAAGUGCAAUAUUAAACAAAACAUCAUAUUUGGUUCCUCAAUCCCAAUUUGUACUUCAUGUACGUUUUUUCUUUAUUGAAACAACUUAUUUACAUACGUACAUUGUUUCUUGCAUUUUAAUAUUUCAUGUCACACAACUUCAACAUCAUUAUGGUUACUAUGUCAACAGCUGUCCAUAGUAACACUAUGAGCCCUUAGUUACCAAAAGCGUAUGUUACAUGCGUACAAUCUAUGCAUGGCGUACAAUCAAUGCAUGGCAUACAAAUCAAUGCUAAACACAAAAUGAGACUAUAUCUAGUUUCCAAAACUAUAUAUACAUAAAUGUGAUAUACAUUAACAUCAUAGCGAAUUACUAGGUCCCAGGACACAUAUAAACUCCUAUUCUGUAUUAUUUACACUAUAUUAGGCCCUGUUGCCUAGUAGCUCCCCUGAUGCAAGUCACUAUGACAGCUGUUGCUAUGGAAACCACAUAUUACUAACAGCAGUAAAUGCUUGCUGCCUAGUUUUGGAUAAAUGAACCUUCGUGGUGGCUAGAGACAUGAAUAGGCUGGCCUGUUGACCUGUUGACAGGUAUUGCACAGACACGUUACAGGCCAUACAAAAUGUCUACAUAGCUAAUGCUGAUGUCACUAUGACUUUUACAAAAAUAGUAUUGUCCUUGUUAACAACAAUAAUAAUGUACAAUUGGCAAAUAUUGAGGUAUAGUACUUACAUGUGAUUAAAUGUGGAGAAACUGUACAUUUACAUUUUUUGCAGUUUUCUUGAAAAAAUUACUUGACCAUAAUCACAUAUUACAACUUUUGUAAUAUGAAAAGUAAUAAUUACAAUAUAUUCCUGAUUUGUACUCCCAAACUUUCUGAAUACUUUGUACUGGUAGUAGUACAAUUAUACAUCUCAAUAAAUAAUAA